Molecule: messenger RNA, 861 nt
Organism: Exophiala aquamarina CBS 119918
Lineage: Eukaryota; Fungi; Ascomycota; Eurotiomycetes; Chaetothyriales; Herpotrichiellaceae
Exons: 2
Coding region: 1-861 (286 amino acids)
Biological process (GO): ceramide biosynthetic process; ceramide catabolic process
Cellular component (GO): endoplasmic reticulum membrane
Source: RefSeq, a predicted model, not a curated record
AUGGGUUAUGUCGAGCGCAAUUUUGCAGGAGACCCAUAUGCCAACAGCGGCUACUGGGGACCUCAAACAUCUGUCGCAAAUGCACCCUGUACUGACUUUCCUGGUUCGGUAGUUUCUGUGAGGAAGACUACAGACUGUCCAAAUACGCUGCGGAACUUGUCAACAGCGUCACAAAUCUCGCAUAUGGUCCGUGGGACCCUUCCUUGGGCAUCUCAGGACGCAGGAGAGCUGACAGAAAACUGUGAAGUCUACUAUGCCUUCAAGACAUUAGCACCAGGAGAGACUUUAUUGUCGACCACAGCUUUUCCUAACCUGGCUCUCUUUUUCGUCGGGGCCACCUCAUUCGCAUUCCACCUUACCCUGAAGUAUGAGACGCAGAUUUGCGACGAUCUUUCCAUGUUCUGGGUCUGUGCUGCCAUCAUAUACGAGCUGUACACCUUCGACCGUCCGGCCAGCGUCAGAGCAACCUUUGGAAUUCUAUUAACCGGCGUCCUAGGCUACAUCAGUGCUGUCCAUUACCAACUGAAUCAACUGUGGCUUCACAACUGGACGUUCAUUGUUCUUGUCACCGCUAUCUGGCCCCGAGUGUUGUAUCUCAUCAGCCGGAAGCUCAAGGGACCAGACCGAAACAUUGCGCACCAAACGUUCCGGUUCGGUGGCAUCAGUUUCCUCCUGGGUUUUGUUUUAUGGCUAAUCGAUGGUGCUGCCUGCAAAUGGUUGCGUGAAACCAGGGCCACCAUCGGCCUUCCCUGGGAAUUUGUAUUUGAACUGCAUGGCUGGUGGCAUAUUCUGACUUCGAUCGGCGCUGGUAAUACGAUCAAGGUGACGAAGAGGCUUACACGGCAACAGAAAUCCUUGUGA